Messenger RNA from Babjeviella inositovora NRRL Y-12698, 750 nucleotides. RefSeq lists its product as uncharacterized. The record is from RefSeq and is a predicted model, not a curated record. The coding region runs from base 1 to 750 and encodes 249 amino acids. Lineage: Eukaryota; Fungi; Ascomycota; Pichiomycetes; Serinales. The transcript has a single exon.
AUGUUGAGACUCGCACCUAUCUCUGUGGCCAGAACCGCCACGCCAGCGCUCCGUGCCGCCUUUUCGGGUGCCGCCAGCUUGGGCAAGUACAACCGCGACCUCGAGAUAGACAUCCGCGAGAGAUUGGACCAAUUACCGCCGCCAAACAAAUUGUACCACAAUGCGGACGGGACCCAACGCGUGAUCCCAGACUCCGAGUUGAAGAUCUUGGGGGAAUUGCAGGUGUUGGUCAAGGACAGAGAGCUCGGAGUGAUGGAUCUUUUGUCCUUGGACGAGGCUGACAAGUCUUUCUGGACCGAUAACGGCGACGAUUUGGAGUUGUUGCAGAUCAUCCCAAAGGUGCAGUCCCAUAGCGACAGCAAGAUUGUCGACAAGAUCCCGUACGAGGAUGAAAAGACCGGCGAGCUCAAGUGGAAGAUCGUCAGAGGCUCAUCCAACGAGGGGUGGGAGAAGUUGAUCUACUACGGGUUCAUUCCAUCCUUGUUGGCCAUAUUCACUGUUUCCUUGUUCAAGGAUGAGAAGUCCAUGACCGAGUGGGGUUCUGAUGAGUUGAGAUUAAGAGUUAUGGAGCAGGAGUUGGGCAGCGAAGAGGCUGCUGUCGCCGCGUUGAAGAACUCUAACAAGACCCCAGAGGAGAUCAAGGCCAGAGAUGAGUUGAUUGUCGAGAGAAUCAUCGCUGGGGAGUACGACAAGUUGAACGAGUUGAGAAAGAAGGGGCCGCUCUUUGGCAACGUCAAGGCCCAGGAGUAG